GAGCACGGAAGCGUUCCGAGCAGAGACGUGUAUCCGUGAAGCUCGUCACUCGUUGUGAUACUGCUGUAGGAAUUCGUUUGAAAUGGGAGGCUUCUUCUCCAGUCUCUUCUCUGGCCUUUUCGGCACGAGAGAGAUGAGGAUUCUGAUCUUGGGACUGGACGGGGCCGGUAAAACCACCAUACUUUAUCGCCUACAGGUCGGGGAAGUCGUCACUACAAUUCCCACAAUUGGUUUCAACGUCGAGACUGUUACUUACAAGAAUCUGAAGUUUCAAGUAUGGGAUCUUGGUGGACAAACAAGUAUUAGACCUUACUGGCGCUGCUACUACUCAAACACAGAUGCUGUGAUCUAUGUGGUGGACAGUAGUGACCGUGAUAGGAUGGGAAUCUCAAAGUCUGAGCUAGUUGCUAUGUUGGAGGAGGAGGAGCUGAAGAAGGCCAUUCUGGUCGUGUUUGCCAAUAAACAGGACAUGGAACAAGCUAUGACCCCCACUGAGGUGGCCAAUUCCCUUGGCCUACCAGCCCUGAAAGACCGAAAGUGGCAGAUCUUCAAAACGUCAGCUACCAAAGGCACAGGCUUGGAUGAAGCUAUGGAGUGGCUGGUGGAAUCCCUGAAGAGCCGGCAGUAAUACUCACACUCAACUCCCUGUAAAUAUACUUGACCUUUUAAGUUCCUGUUGAAAGACUGCUCAUUGGGUGCCCUUUGGACCAGUGGCUGGGCUCUUCCCAUUGUGUGAAGGACACGCCCCUCUUGUUAGGGCGUAAAACUGCAGUGACAUCCACACAGUUAGAUGGCAUUAUGCCUACAAAGACUGUCACGUUUUCCUGACCAAAAUGGAAAUUCUGCAGCAGGCAAACGAUUGUUACCGCAGUCAUUAUUGCUAUUUUUUUCCUCUUGUACUAAUGCUAAUAGGACUUGCUCUUACCACAAAACAGAUCCACUACAUUUUUAUGUCACGAAUCCAAACAGGCUUUGUUAUGGUUUACGUUUUGUUCUUUGCCUCUUUGUCCUUAAGUCUUGCGGCUUUGGUAUCAAUACUUUGGUAUUUUAGUGAGUAGUUAUUUAAGACUAAUCAUUGUUUAUAUAUGGGAUGGAUUUGUAAUUGCAUAUUUAUAAAUGGGCAUGCACAGUGGAGAUAUUCCAUCAGUAAAACUGGGCUGUGUUCACGC
This is a messenger RNA of Chanos chanos (milkfish), 1169 nucleotides long. RefSeq names its product ADP-ribosylation factor-like 1 (gene arl1). The record is from RefSeq and is a predicted model, not a curated record. Bases 83 to 628 code for a protein of 181 amino acids. NCBI's taxonomy places the organism in Eukaryota, Metazoa, Chordata, Actinopteri, Gonorynchiformes, Chanidae. The transcript has 6 exons. Gene Ontology annotation, molecular function: GTP binding; GTPase activity.